Messenger RNA from Theileria orientalis strain Shintoku, 1107 nucleotides. RefSeq lists its product as hypothetical. The record is from RefSeq and is a predicted model, not a curated record. The coding region runs from base 1 to 1107 and encodes 368 amino acids. The transcript is spliced from 8 exons. NCBI's taxonomy places the organism in Eukaryota, Apicomplexa, Aconoidasida, Piroplasmida, Theileriidae.
AUGUAUUUAUCGCAAACAUUAUUCUCAAACGCAAGGCUGAAGUACGCAGCAAGGUUCCUGAAGCCACCAGGAUUCUUCAAAAGAGCAGAGAUGAGAGAAAAACCACAUAGAAAAACAGGACCCUUUGAAAAUCAAGUUAAAAGAUUUGUUCGACUCAGAGAAAAGGCAAGGCUGUUCUCCCAGCUACCAGCACCCAGGCACGUCCCAGUACCGAAGCCAAUAGAACACACGUUCCUGAAGCCACUCGAAUAUGUGCCAAAGGUGCCGCCGGAAGCACUGGAAAGAAGAUUGGAGUUUUUGCUGGGAGACAAGGCAAAGCAACAGCAGCUGCACGCGAAGAUGAGAGAGGGACUGACGCCAUACCUGGCGGAACUAUACAUGUGGGAGCGACAGAUGAGAGAUUUGAGAAAAAUAUACAGAGCACAGUACUUCCAAAAGUUAAACGAAGUAACAGAAGAAGAAAGACUGAGACAAUAUAACCUGUUUAUGAAGGAAAGUAAAGAUAAGUACAUGAAGAGGGAGGAGAUUAGAAGGUCAAUAUACGAGGAAAAGAAGAGGAGAGCAAUCCUGAGAGACACAAUGGCAAUUGAAAAGAAAGUAACGCAAUCGCUGGAGCUGGGAAGGCUGUCGAGCAAGAAGAUAAAAAACAUAUACUGGCUAAACAAGCUGCAAUCAGCAAUUAACUACGAAGAAGACGCUAAAGUUGAGAUAAAAGACAUCAACGUGCCGAAACUGGCAAAGGAACUAGGACACCCAGUGGAGGACCCGAAGAAAAUGAGACACAAAAUAAUGGAUGGAAAUCUACUAUUUAGGGAUAUCCUAAAGGAGUCGUUUGAACUAAUGCCAGAGGACGCAUACAGGUUUGAAGCGCUGGAAGAGGAAACGUACACACCAGAGGAGAUAGCAAAAAUAACAUACGGAGUGCUAACAGAAGAAGAAAAGCUGGAGUUACUGGAUAAAAAGAUAGCAAUACUGAAUGAAAAGAUAGACGAGGACUCAAAAUUGCACGGAAAAUCGAAAAAUAACCUGUACAUACAACUCAGAGAACACAUGGAGGCAGCGAAAUUAGCGUACUUGGUAAGAUCAAUAAAUAAAACUAGAUACUGA